Apodemus sylvaticus (European woodmouse) is the source of this 651-nucleotide messenger RNA. Its product is annotated as ferritin heavy chain-like. Gene Ontology annotation, cellular component: cytoplasm. The transcript has a single exon. The record is from RefSeq and is a predicted model, not a curated record. Bases 1 to 651 code for a protein of 216 amino acids. Gene Ontology annotation, biological process: intracellular iron ion homeostasis; iron ion transport. Gene Ontology annotation, molecular function: ferric iron binding; ferrous iron binding. NCBI's taxonomy places the organism in Eukaryota, Metazoa, Chordata, Mammalia, Rodentia, Muridae.
AUGGGUUUUCUGCGAAGGCCUCGUCGUCACCAACGCCAGCGCUGCCCACCCCGCUUCUUCAGAGCCAGGGCUGCCUAUCCAUUGGUGUUUAUGCCACCACCUGUGGUCUUUAUACCUUCUCAAGUGCGACAGAACUACCACAUUGAUUGUGAGGUUGCUAUCAACAGCCAAGUCCGGAUGCAGCUCUCCGCCUCCUACAACUACCUGUCCAUGGCCUGCUACUGUGAUCGUGACGAUGUGGCCCUGGAGAACUUUGCAACUUUCUUCCUGAACAAGUCGCACGAGUGUACUACAAAUGCUGAGAUGUUUCUGGCUUUGCAAAACCAGCGUGGAGGUCGCAUCUUUCUCCGCACAAUCUACAAGCCAGACCGUGAUGAUUGGAUGGGUGGCUUCCGGGCCAUGGAGCAUGCCUUCCAGCUGGAGCUGAACCUCAACCAAAGCCUUGUGGCCCUGCACCAGCUAGCCACCAACAGAGGUGAUGCCCAGCUGUGUGGCUUCCUGCAGAAGCACUUUCUGCCCAAGCAAGUUGAAAUCCUCAAGGAGAUGAGCGGCUACCUGAUCAGCAUGCGCCAGAUGGGAACUCCAGAAUUAGGCAUUGCUGAGUAUCUCUUCGGAAAGCUUACCCUGAAUGAUGUCAACAAGAAGAAAUGA